This is a messenger RNA of Loxodonta africana (African savanna elephant), 1542 nucleotides long. RefSeq names its product fetuin-B. Gene Ontology annotation, biological process: negative regulation of endopeptidase activity; binding of sperm to zona pellucida. The transcript has 7 exons. The coding region runs from base 1 to 1158 and encodes 385 amino acids. Gene Ontology annotation, molecular function: metalloendopeptidase inhibitor activity; cysteine-type endopeptidase inhibitor activity. Lineage: Eukaryota; Metazoa; Chordata; Mammalia; Proboscidea; Elephantidae. The record is from RefSeq and is a predicted model, not a curated record. Gene Ontology annotation, cellular component: extracellular region.
AUGGGUCUGCGCCUUCUGCUGGCACUCUGUGGCCUGGCCACUUGCUGCAGGGCUACGUCUGUGCCCCUGGUGGUCCCCGAGGCCUUGCAUCUCCUCUCCCGGGGCUGCAAUGACUCAGAUGUGCUGGCUGUUGCGGGCUUCGCCCUGAAGGACAUCAACAAGGACCGAGAGGAUGGCUAUGUGCUGAGCCUCAACCGAGUCAGUGACGUCUGGGAACACAGACAGGAUGGUCUGGGAUCCCUGUUCUAUCUCACACUGGAUGUGUUGGAGACGGACUGCCAUGUGCUCAGCAAGAAGUUGUGGAAGGACUGUGGGGUGAGGAUGUUGCAUGAAUCGGUUUACGGUCAAUGCAAAGUGGCGUUUUAUGUUAACAAGCCAAGAAGAGUUCUCUAUUUACAUGCCUAUAACUGUACUCUUCGCCCAGUUUCUCGAAGAAUGAUUCAUGAUACAUGUCCUGACUGCCCCGCUCCCAGCACCACUGACUUGUCAAAUCCCCGUGUUUUGGAAGCUGCCACUGAGUCUCUUGCAAAAUACAAUAAUGAGAGCACCUCCAAGCAGUACUCUCUGGUCAAAAUCACCAAGGCUUCCACCCAGUGGGUGGUUGGCCCUGCUUACUUUGUGAAGUAUUUGAUUAAAGAGUCACCAUGUACCAAGUCCCAGGCCAGCAGCUGCUCGCUUCAACUCUCAGACUCUAAGCCCGCUGGUCUGUGUAAAGGUCAACUGAUUAAAACAGACAUGAAAACGUCUGUUUCUGCAGAAUGUGAAUUCUUUGAAUCACAGGUUCCUGCUCCAGAAGGUGAAAACUCUGCUGCUAAGCAGGGGCCUGAGAACCUCCCCAAGGUGAAGGAGUCCCAGCAGGAAGGCACUGCCUCCACCAACCCAUCCUCAAAGGCUGUGCCAAGAGGGUCUGUCCAAUACCUCCCCGACUUGGAUGAUGGGAAGCCAGAAGGUUCCCAGGAAAAGGACCUUCAUGAGGCCUUCCCUGUACAGCUGGAGCUGACCACCAACCCCCUGGGAGAAGAACUGGAUGUCUCCUUCCUCUUCCUGUGGCCAGUGAAGGAGAAGCUGCUUGUUCUGCCUUUCCCCAAAAGAAAUCACCGCUCUUCUGAGUGCCCAGGGCCAGCCCAGAUGGGCAACCCUCUUGUUCUCCCGCCAUGAGGACCACUUAGAGGAUUCCUCAGGGGAGAGGUGCCCUGUGUGAGAAUACAGGUGGUGGGGAAGGGGCAGAGAGAGAAUUCAGAUGCUGACAGGGGCUAAUAAAGUUUGUUUUUUGACGUGCCUUGGUCUCAAUCAUGUUGGCUUGGAGUGGAGAAAAUGGGACUGUCUCCUACACACCUGGGUGCAACCCCCUCACCUGCCCAAGGCCUUGUGCCAUGGAGAGAUGCCUCUCUGUGUCUUCAACCUCUUGCUUGUAGAAGAUUUUAUCCUUUCAGCUUGCAGAUAUACACAAAUCUCUGUACUCAAAAUAAUAAUAAUAAAGCAAUGAUUAAAUAUAUUGUCUCUAAUGCCAAGAUAUACAAGAAACCAAGACCGAGUAGAGAG